AUGCCGCUGAGACUAGAGCAGAUGCAUCUAAACGAUGAAACUCACGAAGAAGAGCUUUCGAAAGAGCCCAAAAUUGAACCGAGUGACAAAGAAAUAUGUGACGACGUCGUGCUUUUAUGGCGCCAAGAACCCGCUUUCGAAGAUGUAGAAACAGCCAUCUUGCUCGAGAAAAUUGCAACAAGAAAUCCCCGUUGGGAUCUGUCACUCGAAAGGCUCAAAAAAACGCUUGUAGAACACAAUCUAUCAUUUUCGGAUGAAUCGCAGCUCUUCACCUACGCUGAUCAAGUAGAAAGCUCACAGUGCCCGCACAUAGAUCCCAAAGUGCUUGAAAAGAUAGAACUGCGCCAAACAGGACCCCACAGCUCGUCUGCAUUCGCACUGAAAGACCUGCGACAGGAUGAGGUUAUUUUUUAUGAACACGAGCCCUUGACACCCAUACUGCCGCUGGACAAAACUUCGUUGGCUCAGAAUGGCAGAUCGUGUGCGUUGUGUGGACAUUCACUGACUCAGAGUUCGCAAUUCACCGUAAAAAAUAUGCUGGACUGUCAACAAUGCUCCGCUGUUUGGUGUUCGAAGCAUUGCAAACGAUUGGAUGCUGCGUCGCAUGGCUUUCUCAAACAUCCGCUCUCUAAAAAUAAGAAGGUUUCUGCUGUUGGAUGGUUGGAAUUUGAGGACUUAUGUAAAGAGAACGCUAUGCAUGCAGCGUAUUCGGUCGGAAUCAUUUACGCUCGUAUCUUGCUCGACAAGCAGGAGGGCUCGCGUAUCAGAGAGCAGUUCGACUCUCUCGCACAGGUAAGUCAGAACUUACGUGCGAAGGCUGCAGACUCCACAAAUGUGGGUGGAACUUUCGACAGGACAACUGGUGCUGUUCCUGUAGAAGAACAAUCAUUGUGGAAACGAAUAUUCGAUUCGUUCUGCAAGGCAUUCCCCCAAAUUGUAGAGGAGGAAGGUUUGGACUUCGAGACAUACCUGACAUACAUUGGGAAAUUCAAUAUAAAUCAGCUUGAAGGUCAAAUAUUCACGAUCUACUCCCAUCUGAAUCACGAAUGUGAACCAAACGUGCGCUACGAGCUCAAUGCAAAAAGUGGUUUGAAGGUAUACGCGAGAAAAAACAUCAAAAAGGGCGAUCAACUUUUCACAACCUACGUUAAUCCACUUCAUGGUGUCACGUUAAGACGUAGAGAGCUUUUGGUGAAUUGGGGGUUUCUAUGCAAUUGUCCUCGGUGUCAGAAAGAGCUGGAUGCGCGGCAAAAAGCUGGAAGAAUAUCGACUUCUCUUCUUAAAGCCCCACUAGCCACUACAUCCAGACGCAAGUCGUCAAUGAAAGCUACAAAGCCAGAUUUGUCGGAACUAUUGAAAAAUGGUCAAGAGUUUGACUUGGAGAUUCCAGUGGAGUUUGGCUUCGACCGAAGAAGAAAAUCAGUAAGAUUCGACGAAAGAGUAAUGGCCGCAGUUGAGGAAUGA
Molecule: messenger RNA, 1464 nt
Organism: Lachancea meyersii CBS 8951
Lineage: Eukaryota; Fungi; Ascomycota; Saccharomycetes; Saccharomycetales; Saccharomycetaceae
Source: the annotation of a GenBank genome assembly